AAUUAAAUAUUUAUAAACCUGUGGUCCAGUUUAUCUUAGUUCGUGCAGUCUUUUCAGCAACAGUUAUUGUAGUCAUUAUCAAAUAUCAAUUGCCUCAUGGUCAUGAGCCAUGACAAAUUAGAUAAUAAACAUAUCGAGUAGGUCCAGGACUAGAGGUAGUUUAUUUAUUAAUUUAAUUCAUGAAUAGUUCGUCAUAAUUUGCCUUUGCACACUGGACUCGAAUAUCUAAUCUAUCGAGAACUGUUUGUUUUCUUUUCAUCGUCUACAAACGGACGAAGAAACCAUUUAUCAAUCCUGUCGUGGAGUCGUCCUAACUGUGUGAUCCAACUCAAGACGCUGAUCGUACAUCUGUUUUUAUUUAUUCAUCAGAAAAAUGAAUAAAGCCAUCAAAAUAGAUCCAAUAGAUAUGUCUGCAUACUCAAGUUCAUCAAACAAACAUCCAGUCGCUAUUCUAAAUGAAUAUGCAGCCAAACAUCACCUUGUUCCUCAUUACACUCUCAUACACAAUGGUUCUUCACUAAGUAUAGUCAGCUUUAAAUAUACUGUGAAUCUGGAUAAAUUUGUAGCUGAGGGCGAAGCGAUUUCCAAAAAACAAGCCAAGCUUUUGGCAGCUUCAAAUCUUCUUAAAAAAAUUAUCAAUGAUAAACCCCAGUUAUUGAAUACUGAUUUUAAUGAGUGCGCAAUCUCUCCAUAUGAUAACAAUAUUAAACAAAACGCUUUUUUUACAAAAAUGAAUAGAGCCAUUGAAGUAGAUCAACAAGAUAUGUCUGCAUACUUAAGUUCAUCAAACAAACAUCCAGUCGCUAUUCUAAAUGAAUAUGCAGCCAAAAAUCACCUUGUACCUCAUUACACUCUCAUACACAAUGGUUCUUCACUAAGUAUAGUCAGCUUUAAAUAUACUGUGAAUCUGGAUAAAUUUGUAGCUGAGGGCGAAGCGAUUUCCAAAAAACAAGCCAAGCUUUUGGCAGCCUCAAAUCUUCUUAAAAAAAUUAUCAAUGAUAAACCUCAGGUAUUGAAUACUGAUUUUAAUGAGUGUGCAAUCCCUCAAUAUGAUAAAAAUAUUAAACUUAACUAUAUUGGAAAAUUGUUUGAUAUGUGUUUACAUAAAAAUAUCAAAUUGCCUGAGUAUAAUUUAGUUAAAGAAGAAGGACAAGACCAUAAUAAACUAUUUACUAUCAGUUGUCAUGCAGGUCAAAUGAUUGAAACAGCAACAUGCAAAACCAAAAAGCAAGCCAAAUAUUUAGCCGCUUUUCAAAUGGUAAACAGUUUAAUGUCCUGUGACAUUGUAGUAGAAAAGUGUCAGAACGUAUCAGGCUCCAUACAAGCCCAAGGAAAGCUCAAUACGAAAUCAUGGCUGAUGAAAAAAUCUAUAACCAAGCAUUCAACCUGCGAAGAUUAUCAUUUGGUUCUUAAAAAAACUGAAUGGAAAAAAUCAGAUACAUUAAAUAUGGUUGUUAAUCAGUAUUUAAAAAAUGGUGGAUUAGAUUUACCUGAUCCUUAUAACAUUUUUAAGAAAAUUAUCACUGAAAGUAAAAAUAUGCACUUCAUUUUUAAAACCGAAAAGAUUAAAUCGAAUUUUAAUAAUUAUUAUUGGUGUACUUAUGCUUUAACUGAUGUAUACCCUCAUGUUUACGGUUGUGGUGUGGAUACAAAUUCUGAAAUGGCCCAAGACAUUGCUUUAAAAGAGUUACUCAUUGGUAUUUGUAUAUUAUUAAAAUAAAAACAUUUGUUUUCUUUUUAUACUGGUGUUAUUUAAUAGGCUAAGCAUAAUUUAAGCAUCGAUUUCUGUGCUAACUCUUAUGCCAAUGCCUGAUUUAAUUUAUUUCAAAUCUACUGUACCCGACAUGAAUCGCGAUAUAAGCGAUUAUUUUACAGAUAGUUUAGUUUUAAGGAAAAGAA
Messenger RNA from Metopolophium dirhodum (rose-grain aphid), 1899 nucleotides. RefSeq lists its product as uncharacterized. The record is from RefSeq and is a predicted model, not a curated record. The transcript is spliced from 2 exons. The coding region runs from base 374 to 1720 and encodes 448 amino acids. Lineage: Eukaryota; Metazoa; Arthropoda; Insecta; Hemiptera; Aphididae.